Molecule: messenger RNA, 540 nt
Organism: Pecten maximus
Lineage: Eukaryota; Metazoa; Mollusca; Bivalvia; Pectinida; Pectinidae
Exons: 1
Coding region: 1-540 (179 amino acids)
Source: RefSeq, a predicted model, not a curated record
AUGGCUCCCUUACUCAGACAAGAAGAUGGCUCCCUUACUCAGACAAGAAGAUGGCUCCCUUACUCAGACACGAAGAUGGCUCCCUUACUCAGACAAGAAGAUGGCUCCCUUACUCAGACAAGAAGAUGGCUCCCUUUCUCAGACAAGAAGAUGGCUCCCUUACUCAGACAAGAAGAUGGCUCCCUUUCUCAGACAAGAAGAUGGCUCCCUUACUCAGACAAGAAGAUGUCUCCCUUUCUCAGACAAGAAGAUGGCUCCCUUUCUCAGACAAGAAGAUGGCUCCCUUUCUCAGACAAGAAGAUGGCUCCCUUACUCAGACAAGAAGAUGGCUCCCUUACUCAGACAAGAAGAUGGCUCCCUUACUCAGACAAGAAGAUGGCUCCCUUCCUCAGACAAGAAGAUGGCUCCCUUUCUCAGACAAGAAGAUGGCUCCCUUACUCAGACAAGAAGAUGGCUCCCUUACUCAGACAAGAAGAUGGCUCCCUUACUCAGACAAGAAGAUGGCUCCCUUACUCAGACAAGAAGAUGGGAACAAAAUAA